AUGCCGACCGUCAACCUGAAGCGCGAUCAGCUCUUCGCCGCGCUCGGCAAGACGUACACCGAGGCGGAGUUCGACGAGCUGUGCUUCGAGUUCGGGAUCGAGCUCGACGAGGUGACGUCCGAGAAGCAGAUGGCGUCCAAUGGCGGCGCGCCGGAGGACGACGAGGUCAUCUACAAGAUCGACAUCCCCGCCAACCGGUACGACCUCCUCUGCCUCGAGGGCAUCGCGCGCGCGCUCAACGUCUUCCGCGGCGUGACCCCGAGCCCGGUGUUCCGCCUCGUGGAGCCGCCGAACGGCGCGCCGAGGCAGAAGAUGAUCCAGCGACCGGAGACGAUGCUCGUGAGGCCGUUCGUCGUCUGCGCGGUGCUGCGAGGCGUGAAGUUCGACAAGGCGCGCUACGACUCGUUCAUCGACCUCCAGGACAAACUGCAUCAAAACAUCUGCCGGAGGCGCACGCUCGUCGCGAUCGGGACGCACGACCUCGCGACGAUCCGCGGGCCGUUCACGUACGAGGCGCUCCCGCCGGAAGACAUCGCGUUCACGCCGCUGAAGCAGACGCGAGAGUUCCGCGCGGACGAGCUGAUGGAGCACUACGAGUCGGACAACAAGCUGAAACACUUCCUUCACAUUCUCGACGGCUCCGUCGUGUUCCCGGUGAUCUACGACGCGGACCGGACCGUGCUGUCGCUCCCGCCGAUCAUCAACGGCGCGAAGAGCGCCAUCACGCUGGACACGCGCGACGUCUUCAUCGAGUGCACGGCGACGGAUCUGAACAAGGCGAAGAUUGUCCUCAACACUGUCGUCGCGAUGUUCAGCGAACACUCCUCCACGCCGUUCGCCGUGGAGCCCGUGGACGUCGUCGACGCGCUCGGAUCGGAGAAGACGUACCCGGACUUCAUGACGCGGUUCGUGGAGGUUGACCCGAAGUACGUUAAUCAGCGCAUCGGCGUGGAUAUCGACGCGAAGACGAUGGCGGCGCUGCUGUGCCGGAUGCAGUUGGCGACCAAGGUAAGCGACGACGGCGAGACGCUUCGCGUGGAGGUGCCGCCGACGCGGUCGGACGUGUUGCAUCCGUGCGACAUCGCGGAGGACGUCGCGAUCGCGUACGGGUACAACAACAUCAAGCGGACGAUUCCGAAGAUGGCGACGGUCGGCGCGCAGCAGCCGCUGAACCACUUCAGCGACUUGAUUCGAAACGAAGUCGCGGCGAUGGGAUUCAGCGAGGCGUUGACGUGGAUUCUGUGCUCGCACGACGACAACUACGCGAACGUGAUGCGCGAGGACGACGGGAAGUCGGGCGCGAUCGUCGCGAACCCGUCCAGCACGGACGUCCAGGUCGUGCGCUCGUCGCUGCUGCCCGGGGUGUUGAAAGCCAUGGGGGCGAACAAGGACGCGCCGCUGCCGGCGAAGCUGUUCGAAGUGGGCGACGUGGUGCUCCUCGACGACUCCGAAGACGUCGGCGCGCGAAACUCCAGACGGCUGCUCGUGCUGUACUCGAACGCGAAGGCUGGUUUCGAGGUGGUUCACGGCGUGCUCGACCGCGUGCUGUUGAUCGCGGGCGCGUCGAGAAGCGUCGAUCAACCCGGGUACAGCGUGAAGGAGAGCGAUGAGGCGACGUACUUUCCGGGGAGACAGGCGAAGGUGGUGGUCGGUGGGAAGGAGGUCGGGAUCUUCGGGAUCGUGCACCCGGACGUGCUUAGCAAGUUUGACAUCGUGAACCCGUGCUCGGUGCUGGAGUUGGACUUGGAGCCACUGCUGGGGGGUGUGGACGGGAGGCUAGAGCUGUGA
Messenger RNA from Micromonas pusilla CCMP1545, 1788 nucleotides. RefSeq lists its product as uncharacterized. Bases 1 to 1788 code for a protein of 595 amino acids. Gene Ontology annotation, cellular component: cytoplasm; phenylalanine-tRNA ligase complex. The transcript has 3 exons. Gene Ontology annotation, molecular function: magnesium ion binding; RNA binding; phenylalanine-tRNA ligase activity. NCBI's taxonomy places the organism in Eukaryota, Viridiplantae, Chlorophyta, Mamiellophyceae, Mamiellales, Mamiellaceae. Gene Ontology annotation, biological process: phenylalanyl-tRNA aminoacylation. The record is from RefSeq and is a predicted model, not a curated record.